Messenger RNA from Emiliania huxleyi CCMP1516, 714 nucleotides. RefSeq lists its product as hypothetical. Gene Ontology annotation, molecular function: metal ion binding. The coding region runs from base 1 to 714 and encodes 237 amino acids. The transcript is spliced from 2 exons. The record is from RefSeq and is a predicted model, not a curated record. NCBI's taxonomy places the organism in Eukaryota, Haptophyta, Isochrysidales, Noelaerhabdaceae.
AUGGGCAAGCUGCGAGACUGGCUUCAUGGCGACGGCGACCGCCCGCGCUGGUCGAUGCUGCAGUACGCCGUCGCCGCGUGCGCCGAAGACUUACAGGACGAGCUUCAAGACGAGUCGAACGAUUGGGCGUCAGACAAGUUCACGGGGUACGAAUCAGAGGACGAGUUCGACUCGUGCAGCGAGUGGGACGACGGCGAGGCCGUCGACCGCGCCAAGGAGUGGCUGGGCUGGUCGCCGAUCGAUCGCGAGGCAGACGGGUACGGUCACGAGGACCAGAGGGAGGACAACGUGCCAUUGGACGAUUCUACCUGGGGCGAAUGCAGCGAGGGCCGCCUCGCCGACGACCGUCGGCUGCAAGACAUGGUCGACGCCACACCGGCCGUCGGAUACGACCUCGGCCGCGUCGAGGGCUAUGCCACCGGGUGGCGGGCGCGGGCGAGCGGCCAGGCGCCCAAGCUCCCGGAACCGGCACCGGCAGUGACGACGUGCGAGGCCUACGAAGCGUACCCCGUGAGCUACCCGGGCCACCGGAAGGGACUGCAAGAGGAGCUCUGGGACGAGUGGAAGACAAACCAAGACAGCGCCGCACAGGGGGCAGGCCCGAGCGGGGCGCAAGAGGUGGGCCGCAGCGAGCGGCAGGCCAAGCGCCAGUGCCGCUUCUUCAAGCAGGGAAAGUGCCGGAACGGCGACGCCUGCCAGUUCCAGCACUCCUAG